Messenger RNA from Monoraphidium neglectum, 1122 nucleotides. RefSeq lists its product as hypothetical. Lineage: Eukaryota; Viridiplantae; Chlorophyta; Chlorophyceae; Sphaeropleales; Selenastraceae. The record is from RefSeq and is a predicted model, not a curated record. Bases 1 to 1122 code for a protein of 373 amino acids. The transcript has 9 exons. Gene Ontology annotation, cellular component: membrane. Gene Ontology annotation, molecular function: lipase activity.
AUGGGCCAGCUGCGGCAAACCUUGCAUGAGGUCAACGGGCUGACCGCUGAGCGACGCAAGCAGCUGAUGGACGAGCGCCAGCAAGCCGGCGAAUACCUUGGCCCCAGCGGCAGCCCCUUCGCAUUCACAAACGCUCAGGGCCACGAGAUUGCAGCCUACUUGUGGCCUGUGGCUAGGCCUAAAGGCGUAAUUAUCCUGGUCCAUGGGCAAGGGAGCUACUUGGUGUAUGAGUACGGCCGCAGCGCAGGGGUUGGCCGCCCCAAGCUGUAUGAUGGCAGCUGGAUCCACUCCAUGAACGACGCAGGCUACAGCGUCGCGGGCAUCGACAACCAGGGUGCGGGGCGCAGCGGUGGCCUUUUCGGCUACAUUGACAGCUUCAGCCACCUGGUGGAUGACAUCAUUCACCUUUGCAAGAUCCUGCAGGCGUCCGGCGCGCCCGAUGGGUUCGGCGCAUCGCUGCCAUUGUUUGGCGUCGGCGUCAGCAUGGGCGGUGGCAUCGUCCUGCAGGCUGCCAUGCGCAAGAAGGCCCUGUUCCAGGGUCUCGUGCUGCUGGCACCCAUGCUGUCACUGGAGCGCGCCAAGCGGGCUCCUGGCAACCGCAUCCUGCUGUGGGUGCUGGCCAUGCUGGCUGACAGCUCGGCACGGGGCGUCGCGCCCUGCGUGCAAUUUGUCGUGCUGCCCAUCAGCAAGGCGCUGAGCGCUGUAGUGCCCACGUGGCCGCUUAUCAAGACGGCCCGCAACCCGAAGUUCCCGGAGCUUGCGCAGGACUGGGACCUGGACCCGGCUGUUUACCACUACCCGGUCCGCAUCCGCGUUGGCACGCAGCUGCUGGCCGCCUGCGACUGGCUGGCGCCGCGGAUGGAGGACGUCGAGACGCCGCUGCUUGUCUUCCACUCGGAGCAUGACCCGCUGACCGACCCCGACGGGUCAAAGGCGCUUGUCAGCCGGGCACGCUCCACCGACAAGACUCUGCGGGUGGUCAACGAAUUCUGGCACCGGCUCACCCAGGAGUCUGGAAACGAGGUUCUGCUGGCGGAGGCGCUCGAGUGGAUGGACUUGCGUGCCGGCGAGGCCGCCGGCACCACCACCUGCUGCAUCAGGGCCGGGCACGUCGUGUCAUGA